Messenger RNA from Guyanagaster necrorhizus, 1422 nucleotides. RefSeq names its product DUF791-domain-containing protein. The transcript has 5 exons. Lineage: Eukaryota; Fungi; Basidiomycota; Agaricomycetes; Agaricales; Physalacriaceae. Gene Ontology annotation, molecular function: molybdate ion transmembrane transporter activity. The coding region runs from base 1 to 1422 and encodes 473 amino acids. Gene Ontology annotation, biological process: molybdate ion transport. Gene Ontology annotation, cellular component: membrane. The record is from RefSeq and is a predicted model, not a curated record.
AUGCCCCAGUUCUAUGAGCUGCAGCUAAUUGUUCUAACUAGCUUUUGUGCCCUUACUCUCCUCAUUGACCGACAUGUGACGCGACGCAAAUCAGUCAAGCUGUCGAUGGUCGUGGACCAUUGUCUUGAACAAGGCGUACCGGCUGCUAAUGGUGAGUCAAAGUCUCUUGAGACUUUGACCAGACAGUACUUGGUAGUUUAUGGGAUUGUGAUGGGAGCGGACUGGCUCCAAGGUCCAUACGUGUACUCACUAUACCGAGAGCAAUAUGGUUUCUCCGAGCGGAUAGUUGCCAUUCUCUUUGUGACAGGAUUUAUGUCGGCUGGCCUAGCAGCGCCUUUUGUCGGUAUUUACGCUGACCAACAUGGACGGAAGAGAACUUGCCUGCUAUUUUGCAUCACCUACAUGUUCUCUUGCGCUUGCAUUCUUUUCCCAUGGCUGCCGAUUCUCCUUUUCGGUCGUAUUCUCAGUGGGAUAUCGACGUCCAUCCUGUUUUCUGCGUUUGAGUCCUGGUUGGUGUCCGCCUCCACGUGUUUUAUGCUCCCCCAGUCGGAUAUAUCUGUCAUCAUGGGCCGAGCAACCUUACUGAAUGGCUUUGUCGCCACGGGGGCGGGAGUUGUCAGUAACGGAAUCGUUUCCAUUUCCAGCUCCUUCGCGUCUCCGUUUAUAGCAAGUGGGGCCUUGUUGAUGCUUGCAUGGGGACUCAUGCGAGUAUCGUGGAUAGAGAAUUAUGGCCAUGGAGGCAGCACUACAGACGAUGACUGGGAUAUCUUCCAGACCAGCCGGUUGAGAGCAGCGUGGAAUAUCGUUCAGCACGAUUCGCUUCUUCUUACCCUUGGUCUGACCCAGACAUGCUUUGAGGGUUCUAUGUAUCUGUUCGUCUUUCUCUGGGUACCAUCACUACAGGAAGUUUCCAUGUCAUCCGAACUUCUUCCCCUUGGAUACAUAUUUUCGUCCUUCAUGAUCUCGAUGAUGCUUGGAUCCCUCUUAUACACCGCCAUCGUCUCUCAUUCCCCCCCUCCUUCCACCGUUGCAGGAUCAAUAGACUCUCCGUUAACAAUACAUGCUAAGCUCAGCAGUAUGGUUAGUGCUGUCAGUGCCCUGGCAUUGGCAGUUAGCAUUUCUUUCCAGGACGAGAAAAUCUGCUUCUGGGCGUUUUGUGCCUUUGAGGCAUGCGUGGGCAUGUAUUAUCCUGUGCAAGGAACGCUUCGGGGUUUUCUCAUCACAAACGAACACAGAGCCACGUUAUCUGCGUUAUUCCGUAUACCCUUAAAUAUGUUUGUCGUAGUCUCCCUAUUAACGGGAGUCUCAUCUGUACGGUAUGCAGUUCUUACUGCAAGUGCCUUAAUGCUGGCAUUCUCGUCUAUCAUGACUGGGGCCAUCAUAGUGAAGCGCUCGGAUGGAGGGAAUCAACGACCCGCCUAG